AUGGAAGACCUUGAUGCGUAUCGUGCCGCAUGUGCCAACCGUAUUCGUCGUCUAGAAAGAUACAAGAAAGCGAGAAGCUUCUGUAGUCUGGAAACAGAUGAGCCGACGUCUUCAUCUCCAUCUCUGAGUCCGAAUUCUGAUACUGAUGGAUCUUCCACUUUCGAUAUGAUCCGCGAGAAGAUGUUCUCUUUGAUGGAGAACGACAUGACGCUGCUGAAGCAACUCCUUCAACUCGGCGAUCAAAUCAGCGAGAUUAAAAAAGAACGAUUGAGAAGGACAAUGUCACAAAACAGCUUGGAAUAUGAUGAAGAAGAUGAAAAAGAGGACAAGUUCGAUUCUGACCAGCAUGGAUUCUCCGCCUCAAUGAGUGCUGUCACCAAUUUGUACGUGGAUGACGAGCGACCACAAUUCUUCUCCCGUCAGAAUUCAGUUCUCCGUAUUCCGAUUCCACCAAGAAGUAGUAAUCGAUUUGGACCGAGACGAGUCAUCAGAAGACCAUCGGAUAUUCUGCCACGUCAACAAUCGAAUAACAUCAGAACUCUCCACGUGAACAGUGAUGACUCGGAUUGUAGUUCUUCUGGAAGCAAGACUCAUUCUCCAAGUAGUUCAGUUUCCAAUGCGUCCACACUUAUUCUUCCAUCAAAAACUACAAAGAAUCGAUCCUCAAACUCGUCAAUCGAUUCUGGAAUUCGUGAUGAAUCAAUGACUCCUUCACCAACAUUUGAGAGUGUAGUAAUCUGA
This is a messenger RNA of Caenorhabditis remanei, 741 nucleotides long. RefSeq lists its product as uncharacterized. Bases 1 to 741 code for a protein of 246 amino acids. The transcript is spliced from 5 exons. The record is from RefSeq and is a predicted model, not a curated record. Lineage: Eukaryota; Metazoa; Nematoda; Chromadorea; Rhabditida; Rhabditidae.